Molecule: messenger RNA, 465 nt
Organism: Malassezia pachydermatis
Lineage: Eukaryota; Fungi; Basidiomycota; Malasseziomycetes; Malasseziales; Malasseziaceae
Exons: 4
Coding region: 1-465 (154 amino acids)
Source: RefSeq, a predicted model, not a curated record
AUGUUCCAAAUCUCCUAUGAGCUGGAAAACAAGGGCUCUGUAGCUCGUGACCAUCUUGCACUGGAACGAACAUUCCUAGCAUGGAUGCGCACGUCCCUAAGCUUGGUCGCGAUUGGCGUCGCCAUUGCACAGCUCUUUCGUCUACCGGAACUGAUCCUGGACGAGGAUGAAAAGAAGGUCCAGGGAAGUUUGGCGUUCUUGCGCGGCGAGGCUAAACAAAUUAACAGCAAAGUGCGUCUGCACUCUCUGCAACGGCUCGGCACUCCUAUCGGUAUCUCGUUCGUCGGCGUCGGGAUCUUUAUUUUGUUGUGCGGCACGUCCCGCUUUUUCCAGACCCAAAACACUAUGAUCAAAGGCUUGUUCAUUCCUAGCCGUGUGGAAGUUUUUGUGCUGGCUUGUGUCACAGGCGCACUUUUGUUUGCUGCACUGGGCGUCAUGAUCUCUGUAGCAGCUGGCGCUCUCUAA